AUUCAGCAGACACUCCCAUCCAGAAAGACCCACGGGAGCAACCAGGUCAAGCGCCCCCACCCAGUCGACCCGGGGACCCGAACCAGCGACCUCUCGGCCACCCGCCCUAGCUCCCAACAGCCAGACCACCAACCAUCUAAGAUACCCAUACAGUUCCCAUUUUUCCAAACAGUGAAAUUACUUGACCAACAGAAAAUAAUAUCAAAGAUCUAUAUAUAAUGACGAGAUGCUUAUGUUUACGUCCUAACAGUGGGAGUGGUUCUAAGGCAGGGAAGGCAGGCGGACAAGUUUAGGCCCAAAAUAAGCCCAUAGAAAUGCAUUGGAUUAAUUUUGGACUGAUUUUGGCGAGAGUGAAACUGAUCCUACGCAUGCAUACAAGGACCGGACAUUUUUUCAUUAAGAGUUUAAUGGAAACAUUCAACAAUGGAACUGUACUAUCUGAGAAUGCAGAGGACGAGAGAGAAGACUGACAAGAUGGAGAAGAGCAAAGCCAUGAGGAAGCUGCGGGUGUGCGUGGCAACGUGUAACCGGGCAGACUACUCCAAGCUGGCACCCAUCAUGUUUGGCAUCAAGGCCAACCCGGAUGAGUUUGAGCUGGAAGUGGUGGUGCUGGGUUCCCAUCUCAUUGACGAUUAUGGCAACACGUUCCGGAUGAUCGAGCAGGAUGACUUUGACAUCGGCUCCAAGCUGCACACCAUCGUGCGUGGGGAGGACGAGGCCGCCAUGGUGGAGUCAGUGGGUCUGGCGCUGGUCAAGCUGCCAGAUGUCCUCCACCGUCUCCGUCCCGACGUUCUGGUCGUCCACGGCGACCGCUUUGACGCCCUCGCCCUGGCAACUGCUGCCGCUCUGAUGAACAUUCGCAUCCUGCACCUGGAGGGAGGAGAGGUGAGCGGCACCAUCGACGACUCGAUCCGUCACGCCAUCUCCAAGCUGGCCCACUACCACGCCUGCUGCACCCGCACCGCCGAACAGCACCUCAUCGCCAUGUGUGAGGACCACACUCGCAUCCUGUUGGCGGGCUGCCCCUCCUACGACAAGCUGCUGGCCGCCCAUCACCGUGACGACUACAUGGACAUCAUCAGGAACUGGCUCGGAGACAAUGUGAAGGAGCACGACUACAUCGUGGCCCUGCAGCACCCGGUCACCACUGACAUCAAGAACUCCGUCAAGAUCUACGAGCUGAUGUUGGACGCCCUCAUCUCCUUCAACAAGCGAACGCUCGUCCUCUUCCCCAACAUAGACGCAGGAAGUAAGGAGAUGGUGCGUGUGAUGAGGAAGAAGGGCGUGGAGCAGCACCCUAACUUCCGGGCGGUGAAGCACGUGCCCUUCGAGCAGUUCAUCCAGCUGGUGUGUCACGCUGGGGCCAUGAUCGGCAACAGCAGCUGUGGCGUCAGAGAGGCCGGGGCAUUCGGGACCCCCGUCAUCAACCUGGGGUCCAGGCAGACUGGGAGAGAGACUGGUGAAAACGUCCUCCAUGUUCGAGACGCAGACACUCAGAAUAAGAUCUACCAUGCCCUGGAGCUGCAGUUCGGGAAGAGAUACCCCUGCUCAAAGAUCUACGGCGACGGGAAUGCGGUGCCUCGCAUCAUGAAGUUCCUGCAGGCCAUCGACCUUGAUGAGCCGCUGCAAAAGACCUUCUGCUUCCCCCCCAUCAGGGAGUGGGACAUCUCCCAGGACAUCGACCACAUCCUGGAGACUCAGGGCGCCCUAGCCAUCGACCUGGGGGGGACCAACCUCCGCGUGGCCAUCGUCAGCAUGCGGGGUAAGAUAGUGAAGAAGUACUCUCAGGGGAACCCCAAAACCUACGAGGCUAGGAUCGAGCUGAUACUGAAGAUGUGUGCGGAGGCCGUCUUUGACGCUGUUCAUCUCAACUGCCGGAUUCUGGGAGUGGGUGUGUCGACUGGGGGCAGGGUGAACCCACAGGAGGGUGUGAUCCUCCACUCCACCAAGCUGAUCCAGGAGUGGAGCUCCAUCGACAUCCGCACCCCCAUCUCUGACGCCCUCCACCUGCCCGUCUGGGUCGACAACGACGGCAACUGUGCCGCCCUGGCAGAGAAGAAGUUUGGCCACGGCAAAGGAGUGGAGAACUUUGUCACCAUCAUCACUGGAACAGGCAUCGGCGGGGGCAUCAUCCAGCACAACGAGCUGAUCCACGGCAGUACGUUCUGCGCGGCCGAGCUGGGCCACAUCAUGGUGUCUCUGGACGGGCCGGAGUGUAUGUGUGGCAGCCGUGGCUGCAUCGAGGCCUACGCAUCAGGCAUGGCCCUGCAGAAAGAAGCCAAGAGGCUCCAUGACGAGGAACUGCUGGAGGUGGAGGGGAUGGUGGAUCUGAAGAAGGCCGAGUCCGUCGGCGCCAUCCACCUCAUCAACGCAGCCCGCCUGGGCAACAGCAAGGCUGGAGCCGUUCUCCGAACAGCCGGCAUGGCCCUCGGAGUGGGCAUCGUCAACAUCCUCCACGUGGUCAACCCCUCUCUGGUCAUCCUGUCGGGAGUGCUGGCCGCCCACUACCAGGCACCUGUCCAGCAGGUCAUAGGUCAGAGAGCCCUCACCUCCGCCCAGCGCAUCCAGGUCCUGACAUCCGACCUCGAAGAGCCCGCCCUACUGGGGGCCGCUAGCAUGGUGCUGGACUACACAACCAGGCGCAUCUAUUAAGAACAUUACGGUAAUGGACUGCACAACGGGCGCAUCUAUUAGGAACAAUACGGUAAUGGACAACACAACAGGCGCAUCCAUUAAGAACAUUACGGUAAUGGACAACACAACCAGGUGCAUCUAUUAAGAACAUUGCAGUACUGGACUACACAUGAGGUGCAUCUAUUAAGAACAUUACGGUAAUGGACUACACAACGGGUGCAUCUAUUAAGAACCAUUGGUCAGUUGUCAAGCUCUAGUUUUCAUUUGUGGUCCCCAAAGGAGGAGGGACAUAUCUUGCAAUUCCCUGGUGUAGAAAGAUUUGUUAUUAGCAAAUAGAAAUGGCUAAGAUAGAAGGUAGCAUCUACAGAUAGAUCUACUCAAUAGGGCCUACAUCUAUGCUGCUGUCCCAGAUGGGACAAUCUGACAUGCACAUGCUCUUCUAGCUAUCGACUCCUUCGAUUGGACGAACCGUUGGCGGUCAUUUAUUUCAGUUAGACGAUGACAAGUUGGGUAUUUUCCAAAGGGGUCUUCAGUGAUAGUCUAAUUUUCAAUGUCAACAUAAUACAAUUUCUACAGGGGAUACAGUACUUAAAUGGUAGUACUAUAAACAACAGUGCUGAAAUAGUAGUACUAUUUAACUACCUUACUGAAUUAGUAGUGUGUGUGGAUACAUGUAUAACAGCCUAUACAGUAAUAUGAGUACAGCCACAUGAGUAAAUAUUGGCAAUAUUUUGACCCUCAUAAUUCCAUGUUUUUGUUACGUCUUAAUUCUAAACGUACAAUAUGUUAUUGUUGAAGCCACGCUAUGAAAGCAGUAUGUUGCUAUGACAUAUUUAACUGUAUGUAUUUGUCAUACCGGGCUGUAAGCACUUUGCGCCACUUUAUCUUAUUUUGUCUCCAUUUUGGAAUCGGCAAACAAA
Molecule: messenger RNA, 3554 nt
Organism: Oncorhynchus mykiss (rainbow trout)
Lineage: Eukaryota; Metazoa; Chordata; Actinopteri; Salmoniformes; Salmonidae
Source: RefSeq, a predicted model, not a curated record